AACUGUGUGUGUUUUCAUAAAUACUCAUUUUGUUUGCAGGAAUGGGAUCAUUAUAAUAGUAAAAACAAAGCACUUUAAACUCAAGAACAGUUCACAAUUUCUAUUGCAAAAUGAUGGCAUCUCUCGAUUCAGGUCUCAACAGUUCAGAUUUAGUGCAGGACUAUUUUUGUGGAGGUUGCGAAAGUAGAAAUACUUAUGAAAGUGCAGAAUAUUUUUGUGCAACGUGUACAAAGUUUCUUUGCCGAAAAUGCAUUGAUCCUCAUGAUCAAAUAUAUGCAAACCAUUCCAAAUAUGGAAGAGGAGAAACAAAUAAAUGGCCUCUUACAAAGAAAAUGGAAGAAUUGCUACUGAAAUGUAAUGUUCACAAGGAGGAGAAACUGAAAAUGAUUUGUCAGGACCACAGUCAGCUGUGUUGCACUGAUUGUGCUUUUUUGAAUCACAGACAGUGCACAAAUGUGGCUCUAAUUUCUGAAUCAGCCAAAAACUUGUCAACCGAUAUGCAACAGUUGUCAAACAAUCUUCAAACUAUUGUUGGUGAACUAAAUAAGUUUAAGAGUAAACAAGAGGCCAGCAUUCAGUCCGUGGAGGAAUCAUGUAAUGAAAAACGGCAAGAAAUCAAAGAUUUUCGAAAGAAGUUAAAUGCUGCUUUGGAUGCACUAGAAAAUACAUCAUUGAAAGAAUUGGAUGAAAUUCGGACCACAAUGCUAACCUCUCUCAAGAAAGAUGUUGACAACUGCAUCCAACUUGGGGAUGAUUUAAAAACACUCAUUGAAGCUGUAAAUGGCCUUUGUGAUAAGAGCAAAAAAGAAAUAGAGUUCAUAGCCAGCAGGAAAUGUGUGGACAAAAUACAAGCGUCUGAGUCAUAUCUGAAGAAGAACCCUGUAAAGUUGCAGAGUUUUAUAUUCCAUGCAAAUAUUGACAUUGAGCAGUACCUUUCUAAACAGUCUAGUCUAGGGAAGAGUGUAGACAGUAUCCAUUCUCUUAGACACAAGAUGAAUCCAAACCAGCAGUUAACUGUGAAGAGGAAAUCCGAGUAUAUUGUGAAAAUGUCAAGUGACACAAGUCAGACUUUCAGCAUCUAUGGCAUUUGCAGCACGCCUAGUGACCAGGUCAUUGUUGCAGAUUACCAAAAUAAAAAAGUAAAGCUGUUGGACCAGCAUUACAAUGUGUCCAGUCACUGUGAUAUGUCUAGUGGUCCAUUAGGCAUUUGCCAAAUUUCAUCCAGUGAGGUUGCUGUAACUUUAGCAGGUAACGAGGUUCAGUUUAUCUCUGUGAGCAAUGGGCAGCUGGUGAGUGGAAGGAAGAUUUCAUUACAGCAUGCAGCUUAUGGUAUUGCCCACCAUGAGGGAGAAUUGUAUAUCACCUCUGGAACUGCCCUGUACCACUACAAUAUGACUGGGACACUUGUGAAAAAGCUGUUUGAGAAUGCUAGAGGCUAUUUAAGAGGUACAUGUAUUUUUAAUUAAUACACAUAAAAGAUUGUAUCUAUUGAUGAUUCUUAAAAACUCAUAACAUUGUUUAAUAUUUUUUAAACCAAAAUAAGUAACAAUAGUGAUAAUGUGUAUAUCAUAAUCCUAAUCUAUUUAUAUACAACAAUUAUUUUUUUUUAAGUGUUUUACUGUGCAGUGAGUCCUGCUGGGGACAAGAACUAUGUCACCAACUACUAUGAGGACAAGCUCCUUACUCUGGCUACAGAUGGGACCCUGAUAUGCACCUUCAUGGACCCUGAACUACAAAGCGCCAGGGGUGUACACGUUACACCUGCAGGACAAGUGUUAGUCUGCGGAGACAGCUCCAAUACUGUCAUACAAGUGGAUCAAGAGGGAAAAAAGAAACUGGCAACUCUGGUUUCUCGGACAGAUGGACUGAGCCGACCUGCAUCUGUCUGCUACAACACCAACACUCACCAGGUCAUUGUGGGACAAUAUGAUAACUGUAAAAUCAUUGUUUUGGACAUGCAAUAGCACUGGCAUUUGAUGAAAACAUUGAAAUAAAACACGUUUAUAAACAUAAUUGCCAAUAUUUCUUUGAAUGAUUAUUUUGUAUUAGCAGUAUAUAUCUAGGUAAAGAAAAAACAUAUUCAUAUAGUUUAGUUUUGUUAUGAACAAGUAAUUAAACUUUAUUUGAAAAUGAGUUGUUUUCAUACUUGAAAGAUUGGACCAUUUUUAACAUGAAUUUAUGACAACUAUGUAUAAUGAAUCCCAGACAAUUGCUCCCAUGGACUAUGGCUCCUAUGCUAAUUUUGUCAAGGCGGACAUUUCCUCCUACGUUGUUUUGACAACCAGGACAGUCGCUCCUACAUGAUUUUGACAACCCGGACAGUUGCUCCUACAUGAUUUUGACAACUCGGACAGUCGCUCCUACAUCAUUUUGACAACCCGGACAGUUGCUCCUACAUCAUUUUGACAACCUGGACAAUCACUCCUACAUCAUUUUGACAACCUGGACAAUCGCUCCUACAUUAUUUUGACAAUCUGGACAGUCGCUCCUACAUCAUUUUGACAACCUGGACAAUCGCUCCUACAUCAUUUUGACAACCUGGACAGUCCCUCCUACAUCAUUUUGACAACCUGGACUAUUUUUCCAAAUAACAUUUAUUGAAAUAAGUGCUGAUUUUCGAAUGGAAUAAAAUAUGUUUUUAUGGUUUUAUUUCAAAACCAUAAGUAAAUAUACACAUAAAACAUAAUGCAGUCAACAGUGAUCAAUGACAUACAGGCAUAUACAUAUAUAAUUGUGUACAAUAUAAAUUUAGAAUUAACAAUAAAAGGAAUUCGGAACUCUAAAGACAUGCAUAUUGAAAGUAAACAAUUAUUAAAUUGUUUUUGCUUUGUGAGUUUUUAAGAGUUCGAUAAAUUUAAACAUAUUUUUGUGAUUCCAAUAAAAUGAUUAUUUAUAUUGUUUUAUAAGGCUAUUUAAAAAUAUUUCAAUCAAAAGCAUUAUAUCAAUAAUGAAUAUUUCAACAAUGGUAGUAGUAUCUAUCGAUAAUGACAACUUUGACACAUACAAUGCGCGAACCGUGCAUAAAGAUUACAGACUGGCAUCACACAAUUAAACGACCAUUGCCAAGCAAUAUAUGUCCACUACCUGCUCCACCAUUGUCAGAAUUUUUAUUUUUUGUAUUUUAUUUAUAUUUGUUGCCAUAGCAACCAGAAUUUUUUACGUAGGAACAAAAUGAAAAGAUGUGCAUAAUGUCCAUAUUGCAAUCUAUCCAUGAUUCAAGUUUCAUGAAAAAAUAUGAAGAACUUAAAAAGUUAUCGCAGGAUCCAGAAAGGUGUGACAGACUCACAGACAGAUGCACAGAUUGCAAACCAUAAGACCCCUCAAGUGAAACUGGUAGGGGACAAUUAAGAUUAGUAAACAAUUGGUUAGGUCCUUGUAAUCACAUUGACCCAUUGAAAUAUGACAUCUGAAUAUUUCUGAAUCUGAACUUUUAUGAUUAUUAAAAUUUACAAAAAAAAGUUUCUUGAGCAUGAAUGAGCAUAACAUUAAAUUAGUUUAAAAUGUUGACUUACACUGAGAUCUGUAAUUAGCGAACCCUUCAAGGAAUCGGAAUGACUUUUACUUCUUACCCAUCGUAUUGUAGACUUAGAUGUGUGUUUCUUGGAGUACAAGUGACCUUUAAAGCAUAACACAAGCUGACCGCGUUUGUUGGUUAGAAGUUCAAUGUUGGAAGUGAAUUUUUAAGUGUGGGACAUUACUAUAUAAACACAUUGUUUUCACAGUUUGUUAAUUUACAAUUAAAGAAUCAACAAACUGUAACCUAUUUAUUUAAUUAGUUUAUUAAA
Messenger RNA from Dreissena polymorpha, 3785 nucleotides. RefSeq lists its product as uncharacterized. Gene Ontology annotation, molecular function: zinc ion binding. NCBI's taxonomy places the organism in Eukaryota, Metazoa, Mollusca, Bivalvia, Myida, Dreissenidae. The record is from RefSeq and is a predicted model, not a curated record. The transcript has 2 exons. The coding region runs from base 111 to 1466 and encodes 451 amino acids.